Monoraphidium neglectum is the source of this 966-nucleotide messenger RNA. RefSeq lists its product as hypothetical. The record is from RefSeq and is a predicted model, not a curated record. The transcript has 7 exons. Lineage: Eukaryota; Viridiplantae; Chlorophyta; Chlorophyceae; Sphaeropleales; Selenastraceae. Bases 1 to 966 code for a protein of 321 amino acids.
AUGGAUGCUGCGGCGCAGCCCUCGGAGACGCUCAAUCGCAACGCCGGGGAGGCGGCGGCUGCGGCGGAGCGCUACCUGCAGGCCCAGACCACGCGCUGCGACUGCAAGCAUCACGCCGACCAGAGCGCCGUCUUCCAGUGGCUGUGGGUCAUCGUCCUGCAGGUGGCAAUCGAGAAGUUCCGCGCCGAGCCCGGGGUGUCGCCGGUCGACACACCAGGGGCCCUCGAGAGACUGCGCGAUCAGGCUCAGUCGGCAUGGUCUUAUUUUCUGGUUUCGCGGCGGGCGGCCUUCAGCCUGCUGGGGCCCCGCGGCACGCAGAGCACCACCUCGAUCAGCUGCCAUGGGGCCUACUUGGUGCGGCUCAUGAUCUUUGAGCUGCAGAUCCUCGUCACCAAGAUGGUUGGGGCGGCCGUGCAGAUGCCAUUCCACGCCAUCGUGGAGGCGGGGCUGCACCUCUACAUCCGCUCGUACGGGGGGGCGGCCAAGGCCUGGGCCAUCCACCUGCCUAAGUGCUGGGCGACCCUGACCGUCGUCUGCCCCCUGCAGCUGGCCGCACACGUUUUCGCGUGGCCCUUUGUUGCGCAGCUCUGCCUGCAGGACGCCGUGGCGCAGGCGGCAGUGGCGCGCGCGGUGCCACUGGGGGCCGGGCAGCUUGAGCGUCGCGCGCGCAUUGCGUGGCGCUGCGUUCUGGGCCUGACGCCUGUGCCGCUGCAGUGGCUGGCCAGGUGGUCGGGCCUGCAGCGGGGCGUGGCGCGGUGCCUGUGGCGCCUGUACCUGUGGGCCUGGGGCCUGCCGUGGCGCGUCCUGGGCUGGCUCAAGUGGGCCCUGGGAACGAGGCAGCCCGCGCCGCGCAGCCCCGACCUACCACCAGAGGCGCGCCACGCUUUCCAGGAGCCCACCAGCGCCCGGCGCGGCGGCGAGGGCACCCCUCUGCGGUCGACUGGGGCCGUGGCUGGCAUGCUGUAG